Dunckerocampus dactyliophorus (ringed pipefish) is the source of this 4103-nucleotide messenger RNA. RefSeq names its product G protein-coupled receptor 173 (gene gpr173). Gene Ontology annotation, biological process: G protein-coupled receptor signaling pathway. Gene Ontology annotation, cellular component: plasma membrane. The record is from RefSeq and is a predicted model, not a curated record. Lineage: Eukaryota; Metazoa; Chordata; Actinopteri; Syngnathiformes; Syngnathidae. The transcript has 2 exons. Gene Ontology annotation, molecular function: G protein-coupled receptor activity. The coding region runs from base 1037 to 2233 and encodes 398 amino acids.
UCUCCCUCUCCGAACAGAACCGAGUGAUUCCGCAAAUAUACGAGCUGCGUCCGAGCAAGCAGCCAUAAUUGGGAUUAUUCAGGAAUAAUUCGCUCAAUCCAGUCGCCUUGCCCUGUGUUCUUUUUCCACUCCUUCGUCGGUGUUCACCAUUUCGACGUCGUUGGCGAUGUGAAUCUACAUUCGCCUGUUUUGAUGGUGUCAUGGACGAGACGUCUUUUUGUAUGUAUUCUGGAAUGUAAAAGCUUCGCUGGGGAGGAAAACAAAGGCUGCAUUUGAACUGUUGCGAGGAAAUCCAUCGGCCUUUUUCCCCACAGAAAGAUGGAGAAAGAGACGUAUGGAGGCGCUUGUCUGUGUGGACUGAUUGUUCCGGUGCCAGUAGCCCAAAUACACGUCAAGACCAUUCAUUUAGGGGCCGCACGGUCGUUUUCCCCCCUCUCUCCGCCGUCUGUGGGUGGGUUUUUAUAAGCAUUGAAAAUCUGACAUCAUUUGGAUAAAUGAACAGAAGAAGAUAGUUUUCAUUUGUCCUCUGGAGAGCCACCUUCGACAUGAUGCAGCACAGACUGUUUACACGACCGAUGCUCAAAUGAAACAGUGGAUAUAUCUUUUUUUUUUCUUUUCGUCGCCAUUCACCUUUUAAAUGUGGCUCACUAUCUUCAUCCCGGAUUGUCUGAUCAGCUGUUGUGUCUUCUGGAGGUGUUGUGUUGAUCAUAUGUUCCGAUUCCCUUUGGAUGGAUUAAUGCAUAACAGGUGUUGCUGAAUGCUGAGAGCACAACAUGAGGCUAUAUUAUGUGCUCUUCUCUCCGUGCGAGCAACGGUGAGACAAAGCGACUCAUAUUUUUGAUGGUGGUUUUUUUUCUUGCACAAACGAGGGGAUGCAAGGUGGCGAGGUCGUGGACAAAGAGGAAAGAUGAGUCUGACGUGUAGAAAAGGCCUCCUCUUGUAAAAGCGAGCCGAGGCGAGCAGACGACGGCUGUAAGAGGAUCAGUAGAGCUUAUAGAGGGCCCCGAGCAGGCACGCCCGUGUGGAGGCUGAUAGAAUGGCCAACCAGAGCUUUGCCAUCGACGGCCCGGGCAGUUUACUGGCUGUGCUGGCCUCACAGAGCGGCCUGGCCAGAGGAGGCAGCAGCAGCGAUAGCAGCACCAGCGGAGGAAUCUCGGCCACAGACGUGUCUGCAUACUUUAAGUUAGUCUUCUUGGGGUUGAUCAUCUGUGUCAGCCUGGUGGGCAACCUCUUGGUCUCCAUGUUGGUCCUACGAGACCGGACACUUCACAAGGCCCCAUAUUUCUUCCUCCUGGAUCUGUGCCUGGCCGAUGCGGUCCGCUCGGCCGCGUGCUUCCCCUUCGUGCUGGUGUCGGUGCACAACAGCUCGGCGUGGACCUACAGCACCUUGAGCUGCAAAGUUGUGGCGUUCAUGGCCGUGCUCUUUUGUUUUCAUGCUGCCUUCAUGCUCUUUUGUGUGGCUGUCACACGCUACCUUGCCAUCGCCCACCACAGGUUCUACGCCAAGCGCAUGACCAUCUGGACCUGCGCCGCCAUCAUUUGCAUGGUGUGGACUUUGGCGGUCGCCAUGGCGUUCCCACCCGUCUUUGACGUGGGAACCUACAAGUUCAUCCGUGAUGAGGAUCAGUGCAUUUUUGAACACCGCUACCUGAAGACCAACGACACCCUGGGCUUCAUGCUCAUGUUGGCCGUGGUGGUCCUGGCCACGCACGGCUUCUACGCCAAACUGCUGCUCUUCGAGUACAGGCACCGUAAAAUGAAACCGGUCCAGCUCGUGCCAGCUAUCAGCCAGAACUGGACCUUCCACGGUCCCGGUGCCACGGGCCAAGCCGCAGCUAAUUGGAUCGCAGGGUUCGGUCGAGGCCCGAUGCCGCCCACUCUGCUGGGGAUCAGGCAGAACCUACACAAUCAACACCGGCGGCUGCUGGGGAUGGAUGAGGUGAGGUCUGAGAGGAGGCUGGGCCGCAUGUUCUACACCAUCACCCUGCUCUUCCUGGUCCUGUGGGCUCCCUACAUCAUGGCGUGCUUCUGGAGGGUGUUUGUCAAGUCGUGCAGCAUCCCUCAAAAGUACCUCUCCAUCACUGUGUGGAUGAGCUUCGCUCAGGCUGGAGUCAACCCCAUCUUCUGUCUCCUGCUCAACGAGGAUCUGAGAAAAGUGCUGCGAGCACACCUGCCCACCUACUGGAGGACUAAACAACAUCUGCCCCAGGACGAGGCCUACUGCAUCAUGUGAGGACCUUCACCAGGAGAAUGUCAUUUGCAGAUGAGAAGAAGAAUAUAGUUUGUGUCUUUUGUUGUUUUGCGCAACAAAAAACCCCAAUUUUUGCCAACAAGCGCAGGCACGGUGCCAUUUCCAAAAGAAUGUCGAUAUUUGUCUGUCAGAGGUUUGGACGGGGCACCAGAUCACCCCUCACAACUCUAGAAUGUUUGUACUUCUGAUGAUGGAUGGGUAGGUCAGCUCACCCCUGAAAGUGAGACGGAUGCCAUUUUUAAUAUGAUGUUGCCUUAUUUUAGAGGGACACAAUUCCGUGUCUGUGUCACUUGAGGCACAAAACUGAGCAUUAAAAUGGCUGCAGAUGCUAAAUCAAAUGUUCCGAUCAGCACGUUACAGACUUGAAACACAUCAUAAGGAACUCAACAGAGUCUGAAAGGAUGGAGCGACCGCCUCGGACUCCUUUUCAUGUCAUUCAAAGGAGACCACCGAAUAUUGAAUGGGCACGGAUUUCUUUGGAUACAUUUAAAUAGCAGCGAUGAACCCACAAGGCCCCUAAUAUGCUUACGUUUUUUUGGACUUCAUUUAGGGUGCGUUUGAUUUCUUUGUAUCAUAACAAAAAAAUGCCUGUUUUCCUUUAUUUGUAAACGAUUCAUGGUAAGCAGAUGACACUAUUUUGAAAUAUGACUUGAUUUCAUAUUGUAUGGACUGUACAGGAACGUAUAUUCCUGUUUGUGUGUUUUUAUAUCGCAUUUGUGAGUAGGUGUGCGAGGGGAAGCCUGCACUGAAGUCGCUACGUCGGUGCUGCUGCGAUGUCAUAAUUACACGUUGACCAUGUUUGGAUGGGAACAACACCGAUGUGGUCAUCCCAGUCAUGCCAUGGGAGUGAGGGGGAAUAAAAGAGGGCUAGAUGAUGUGAAAAAGUCAACAUGAAAUGAAAUAUCCUUGUGGUGUCCUAUUACACAAGCCAUCAAAUGGAAAUGGAAAUCUUCAGUAGAAAAGAAAAUGCUAAAUACAAGUGGCUAAUACAAAUAGAGUGAUUAGAAAAUGCUACAAACAGACCACAUGAAGUAGUUAAUGGUUAUGUACAUUGUCAUUUUAAAAGAACAUCAAAGAGGCACUUAUUAGCAGAUUGAUGAUGCUGGGGAAUGUUUUUAAAGUAAUGUUAUGCUCUCACCGUGAUACCAAGAAUUCAGAAAAUAAGUGAUUCCCAAUCUGGAGGAAUAUUAAAUGUCCACUCAUGUGCCCCUCCAACGUCAACCAUUUGCGUGUCUGGAUGGAUCACAUCCCCCCCCCUUCAACAGUCUCCAAAGCUGGAACAACAGCUGCAUUGAGUCGUCUCUUCAAAUUAAGAUGUGUGCAAUGCAGUACAUUAGGCAUAGAUAAAUGUGUGCAGUCAAUCUUGAAUGUGGACACUUGCACUGCAUUAGCAUGUAUUCCACUGCAUUUCAGAUUCAAGACAAGGGGGUGGGGGGGUUUGGAGCUAACUUGUACAGAUGUCGAUAUGGAAGUCCAAGUGAAAAGUGAACUGAGGUCUGUGAUUUUUACGUCUGGCAUUGCUUUGCGAGAUGAUAUUCUGUAACUGUACAGUUCAGCUGAGGUGGCUCUUUUGCCCACUCAUCAAUAAAGACUCUACUUUUGAUGCAUUCCGAGUUAUGUGGUGCCUGGGAGGCGAGACGGCCGUGCCACUGCAGGGCAUAUUUCACUUGAAAUAGACAAACAAAAAAAUGGAUGGUAUGAGGUGAAUUUGUAUCGUCACUAUUCUGAGGGAUGUAACAUAACGUCGAUUUUAGACACGGCUGCCACACAGGGAGGGGCCUGGCUUCAAAUCUUCAGAUCUGUGUGGAGUUUACAUGUUCUCCGUGUUUACCUCCAAAUAUGUGUAUGUUCG